Lachancea mirantina is the source of this 1146-nucleotide messenger RNA. The record is from the annotation of a GenBank genome assembly. NCBI's taxonomy places the organism in Eukaryota, Fungi, Ascomycota, Saccharomycetes, Saccharomycetales, Saccharomycetaceae.
AUGUCGAUAACGCAUAGGGACGUUUCCGUGACUCUAGAGGCCGUGACACCACCGUCUGCGUCGAGCGACGUUGGGAAACUGAAGAACUUUUACUGGUCUUCCCAGAAAGAACCGCAUGCUAUCCGUCGUCACGCGAUCCUUAGGGACCAUCCAGAGGUGAAAAAGCUCAUGGGCCAUGAGCCUCUCACUAAAUACAUCGUUUUGGGCGUGGUCUUGUUGCAAUGCACGGUCGCAUAUUUGCUAAGAAACACGCAUCCUUUGAGUGUCAAAUUUUGGGUGUGUGCGUACGUGAUUGGCGCAACGGCCAAUCAGAACAUUUUCCUAGCGAUUCACGAACUGUCGCAUAACCUUGCGUUCCGCAACCCAUGGCACAACAAGUUGUUUUCCGUGUUUACUAACACACCUAUUGGAAUUCCUUAUGCGGCGUCGUUCGCGCCUUAUCACCAAUUGCACCAUAAGUUCUUGGGCGACGAAGUCCUGGAUACGGACAUCCCAACGCGUUUCGAAGCAGUUUUCCUCUCGAGUGUCUUGGGUAAAGCGUUUUUCGCUACUUUCCAAAUCUUCUUCUAUGCCCUCCGCCCCAUGUUCGUAACUUCGAUCCCAAUGUCACCUUUGCAUUUGAUCAACGUCGUUUACCAGUUUUUGUUUGAUUUCGUGUGGAUUCGCAGUUUUGGGAUAAACUCGUUCAUGUAUUUUCUCAUUUCGUCUUUCCUGGCCGGUUCUUUACACCCAUGUUCGGGUCAUUUCAUUGCAGAACACUAUUUGCUAAACUUGGAAGAGGCGAUAGCCGGUGGAAAGCUCGCACUCCACCGUACACCUGGAGAAACCGAGAAAAUAACCUGCACCGACGAGACUGAAGUGAAAAGGCCCGACGUCUCGUUCAAACGCGAUUAUGCGCUCGAGACCUUCUCUUACUACGGAAUUCUCAAUUUGUUCACGUGGAACGUCGGUCUCCACAACGAACACCACGAUUUCCCCUUUGUUGCAUGGUCUAAACUUUGGGAGUUGAACAGACUUUGUCCUGAAUACUAUCAACAUUUGCCUAAACACGAGUCCUGGUGCAAAGUAUUGUGGGAUUUCGUGUUUACAGAAGACGUGACCUUAUACAACAGAGUCAAAAGGGUCAACAAGAACAUGCUCGAGUGA